UCCGCCGGCCGGGCCGGACCGGGGCUGCCAUGGGGCGGCCGCUGUGAGCGCGGCGGCGGCGGGGCUGCGCCUCUCGCCCCGGCCGGGGCUCCCCUCCAUUGUUCCCGGGAGCGGCGGCACCGCGCCGCCGCCGCCGCCCGCGGGGCUCCGCUUGUAGGGGCUGCCAGCCCUGCGGAGACCCCCCUGCGCCCGCCCGGGGCCCCCAUGGAGUGGCAGUUGCGGAGCCCAGUCGCCGAGCAGUAGCCGCAGCAGUGGGAUGUGGACCUGGCGGUGCCUCAUCCUUUGGGCUGUGCUGGUCGCAGCCGCGCUCUCCGCUGCCCGGCCGGCCCCCACCCUGCCCGAGCAAGCUCUGCCCAAAGCAAAAAUCGAAGUGGAGUCGUACUCAGCCCACCCCGGUGACCUCCUCCAGCUGCGCUGCCGGCUGCGGGAUGACGUCCAGAGCAUCAACUGGGUGCGUGACGGCAUCCAGCUGGCCGAGAACAACCGGACGCGCAUCACCGGGGAGGAGGUAGAGGUCAGGGACGUGGUGCCCGAGGACUCGGGGCUCUACGCCUGCAUGACCAACAGCCCCUCGGGGAGCGAGACCACCUACUUCUCCGUGAACAUCUCAGACGCUCUCCCCUCUGCAGAGGAUGAUGAUGACGAAGAUGAUUCCUCGUCAGAGGAGAAGGAGGCGGAUAACACCAAGCCGAACCAGGCCAUCGCUCCCUACUGGACCUAUCCUGAGAAGAUGGAGAAGAAGCUCCACGCCGUCCCCGCUGCCAAAACAGUGAAAUUCAAAUGUCCAUCGAGCGGGACGCCCAACCCCACCCUGCGCUGGCUGAAGAACGGCAAAGAGUUCAAGCCUGACCACCGCAUCGGGGGCUACAAGGUCCGCCAGGCAACCUGGAGCAUCAUCAUGGACUCGGUGGUGCCAUCGGAUAAGGGCAACUACACCUGCAUCGUGGAGAACAAGUACGGCAGCAUCAACCACACCUACCAGCUGGACGUCGUGGAGCGGUCCCCGCACCGGCCCAUCCUGCAGGCAGGGCUGCCUGCCAACAAGACAGUGGCCCUGGGCAGCAACGUGGAGUUUGUCUGCAAGGUCUACAGCGACCCCCAGCCCCACAUCCAGUGGCUGAAGCACAUUGAGGUGAACGGCAGCAAGAUCGGCCCCGACAACCUGCCCUACGUGCAGAUCCUGAAGACGGCUGGCGUUAACACGACAGACAAAGAAAUGGAAGUCCUUCACUUAAGGAAUGUCUCAUUUGAGGAUGCUGGGGAGUAUACAUGUUUGGCGGGUAAUUCUAUUGGGAUCUCCCAUCACUCUGCAUGGUUGACAGUUCUCGAAGCUAUUGAGGACACCCCGGCCAUGAUGACGUCUCCCUUCUACCUGGAGAUCAUCAUCUACUGCAUAGGAGCCUUCCUCAUCUCCUGCAUGGUGGUGACCAUCAUCAUCUACAAGCUGAAGAGCACCACCAAGAAGACGGACUUCAACAGCCAGCUGGCCGUGCACAAGCUGGCCAAGAGCAUUCCCCUGCGCAGACAGGUGUCGGCCGACUCCAGCUCCUCCAUGAACUCGGGCGUGAUGCUGGUGCGGCCCUCGCGCCUCUCCUCCAGUGGCACCCCCAUGCUGGCCGGCGUCUCCGAGUACGAGCUCCCCGAGGACCCGCGCUGGGAGCUGCCCCGGGACAGGCUGAUCCUGGGCAAGCCUCUGGGAGAAGGGUGCUUCGGCCAGGUGGUGCUGGCAGAAGCCAUCGGCCUUGACAAGGACAAGCCCAACCGUGUGACCAAGGUGGCGGUGAAGAUGCUCAAGUCCGACGCCACAGAGAAGGACUUGUCUGACCUCAUCUCUGAGAUGGAGAUGAUGAAGAUGAUUGGCAAGCACAAGAACAUCAUCAACCUGCUGGGAGCCUGCACGCAGGAUGGACCCCUGUAUGUGAUCGUGGAAUAUGCCAGCAAGGGCAACCUCCGGGAGUACCUGCAGGCGCGGCGGCCGCCGGGCAUGGAGUACUGCUACAACCCCAGCCGCGUCCCCGAGGAGCAGCUCUCCUUCAAGGACCUGGUCUCCUGCGCCUACCAGGUGGCGCGGGGCAUGGAGUACUUGGCCUCCAAGAAGUGCAUCCACAGGGACCUGGCGGCCAGGAACGUGCUGGUGACAGAGGACAACGUGAUGAAGAUCGCUGACUUCGGGCUGGCCCGGGACAUCCACCACAUCGAUUACUACAAGAAGACGACAAAUGGUCGCCUGCCAGUGAAGUGGAUGGCCCCCGAGGCUCUCUUCGACCGAAUCUACACCCACCAGAGUGACGUGUGGUCCUUCGGGGUGCUGCUGUGGGAGAUUUUCACACUGGGUGGGUCACCCUACCCCGGUGUGCCCGUUGAGGAGCUCUUCAAGCUGCUGAAGGAAGGUCACAGGAUGGACAAGCCCAGCAACUGCACCAACGAGCUGUACAUGAUGAUGCGGGAUUGCUGGCACGCCGUCCCUUCCCAGAGACCCACCUUCAAGCAGCUGGUGGAAGACCUGGACAGGAUCGUGGCCAUGACCUCCAACCAGGAGUACCUGGACCUGUCCAUGCCUCUGGAUCAGUAUUCUCCCGGCUUCCCGGACACGCGCAGCUCCACCUGCUCCUCGGGAGAGGACUCUGUGUUUUCCCACGACCCACUCCCGGACGAGCCGUGCCUUCCCAAGUUCCCCCCUCAGCACAGCAAUGGUGGACUGAAGCGACACUGAGGGUGGCACUGCCAGGGGUGCCGUGCCCGUGGACGCUGCCUGCGCAGCCUGGUUGUGCUGAGCUGUCGCAGAAGGGGUUCAGAGACAUCCGUAGCAUCUCGCCUAACCAAAACCACCCACCUCCUGCCAGCCUCUCCUGCCGCUCGUGCCAGCUCUCCACUGCCCAAAGGGUUCGGCUCCGGGGUUUUCAUGGCGUUUCCUCCUUUCGUUUUUAAACCUCUUUUCCGUGAAUUCUGUGCUUGAGUACUCCCACUUGGCUGAGCUGAAAUCCUCUCCAGGGCAUUGCAUGGCCAAAGAGCCAGCCGGGCAUCCCAGGAUGGCACGUCCUGGUCGGGCACAGGGAGCUGGGCUGGUCUGCCACUCGGAGAACCUGGUGAGCCGGGAGCAGAGCCCGGCUCCUGCGGCUGCACAAGGGGGAGCCUUGGCACUCUGGGAGCCUUGGCGUGCCAGGAGCCUCACCGGUGUGCCAGGAGCCUCACUGGUGUGCCAGGAGCCUCACUGGUGUGCCGGGAGCCUCACUGGUGUGCCGGGAGCCUCACUGGUGUGCCAGGAGCCUCACCGGUGUGCCAGGAGCCUCGGCAUGCUGGGAGCCUCACUGGUGUACUGGGAGCCUCACCGGUGUGCUGGGAGCCUCACUGGUGAGCCAGGAGCCUCACUGGUGUGCCAGGAGCCUCACCGGUGUGCCAGGAGCCUCACUGGUGUGCUGGGAGCCUCACUGGUGUGCCAGGAGCCUCACUGGUGUGCCGGGAGCCUCACUGGUGUGCCGGGAGCCUCACUGGUGUGCCAGGAGCCUCACCAGUGUGCCAGGAGCCUCGGCAUGCUGGGAGCCUCACUGGUGUGCCGGGAGCCUCACUGGUGUGCCAGGAGCCUCACUGGUGAGCCAGGAGCCUCACCGGUGUGCCAGGAGCCUCGGCAUGCUGGGAGCCUCACUGGUGUACUGGGAGCCUCACCGGUGUGCUGGGAGCCUCACUGGUGUGCCAGGAGCCUCACUGGUGUGCCAGGAGCCUCACUGGUGUGCCGGGAGCCUCACCGGUGUGCCAGGAGCCUCGGCAUGCUGGGAUCCUUGGCGCGCUGGGCCCCUCAGUGUGCCCGGAGCCUCGUGGUGUGGCUCAGCCCUCUCUGCCCAGGAUGCCCCCGGGCCACAGGACCAGCACCUGUGGGCUUCGCCGAGCCACGCCCAGCACAUCCUGGGCAGGAGCCCUGCACUGCUCAGAGGCACCGAACCCACCUGUGCUAAACCCAGAGUCCCGUGUACAUAACGAAAAAUAUGUAUAAAUAUGAAUAUAUAUUUACAUGUCUUUUUAAAAAGGGUUGUUACCAGAGAUAUACCAGUUUGGUAGGAAGGUACUAGUGGCUGGUAGAUAUCAGUUGCUAUAAAAAAAAAAAAAAAAGUCAUAUAUUUUGCUAUUUUUGCUGUUUUUAUUUUUUUAAAUUAUGUUCUAAACCUAUUUCAGUUUAGGUCCCUCGAUAAGAAUUGCUGCUGCUGCUUCAGUUUUAUAUGGGGUUGUAUUAAACAGUAAUAAUAAUGUGUCGAUGCCUUUGGGGAAUAAUCCGUUGUCAUUACGUGCCUGGCCUUGCCCUGGCCCCGGGGCUCCGGCGGGGCUGUGGCCCGUGGCCCCGCGUUGGGACGGUGCCCUGGGGAGGGAUGGAGGGAUGGAUGGAGGGAAGGAUGGAGGGAUGGAGGGGGCUGUCCCCUGCCCGGCCAUCGCCUGCCCGGGGGAGGAGCGGGGGGCGCCGCGGGGCUCCGGCGCGGCUCGGUGCCAGCCCCGCUCCCCGGGCGGUGCCUGCCAGUGCCUUACCGGGGGAGCAGCCCCGUCCCAGCUCUGCCGUCCGCGCUCCCCGGGCUGUCCCAGGGCCCCGGCUCUGCUCCACCGCGCUGCACCGGCACGGACGGACGGACGGACGGACGGACGGGGCGCUCCCACCUUGAACCCCUCCCUCCCUUGCCGCCGGUGCCGAGAGGCUGGAGCCAGGCCGCUGUUACUUGAAAAGUUUAUUUUGCCUUUGUAUGGAGAGAUAUUAUUUGUUGUAAACUCUUCUGUAAUGAAUCUGGAAUUCUUGUAAUUAUUAAAGACUUUAACCGCGA
Vidua chalybeata is the source of this 4799-nucleotide messenger RNA. RefSeq names its product fibroblast growth factor receptor 1 (gene FGFR1). Gene Ontology annotation, cellular component: signaling receptor complex; membrane. The coding region runs from base 257 to 2713 and encodes 818 amino acids. The transcript has 18 exons. The record is from RefSeq and is a predicted model, not a curated record. Lineage: Eukaryota; Metazoa; Chordata; Aves; Passeriformes; Viduidae. Gene Ontology annotation, biological process: positive regulation of cell population proliferation; protein phosphorylation; fibroblast growth factor receptor signaling pathway. Gene Ontology annotation, molecular function: ATP binding; fibroblast growth factor binding; fibroblast growth factor receptor activity.